Juglans regia (Persian walnut) is the source of this 388-nucleotide messenger RNA. RefSeq names its product inositol hexakisphosphate and diphosphoinositol-pentakisphosphate kinase VIP1-like. NCBI's taxonomy places the organism in Eukaryota, Viridiplantae, Streptophyta, Magnoliopsida, Fagales, Juglandaceae. The transcript is spliced from 3 exons. The record is from RefSeq and is a predicted model, not a curated record. The coding region runs from base 69 to 329 and encodes 86 amino acids.
GGGAUCUGAAGUUACACGAAAAGUUUUGACAAAACGCAAGGCAAAGCUACAAUAUUUGGAAAUUUGCUAUGAAAGAUCAUAGCAAAUUGACUAAGAAGGUCACUGAACAAGUAAGAAUACUUGCCAAGGAUGAAGACGAGGAACUAACUGAUGUGAUCCCACCUUAUGACCAAGCAAAGACACUUGGUAAAACGAACAUUGAUGUUGAUCACAUUGCUGCUGGGUUACCAUGUGGCAGCGAAGGAUUCCUUUUGAUGUAUGCUCGCUGGAAAAAGCUUGAAAGAGACUUGUACAACGAAAGCAAAUUGCGGUUUGAUACAAAUUCUUGAUGUCUAUAAUUCGUGCUAGUAAGUCAUCUGUUUCAAAUCCAUAUUGGAUCCAAGUAGUA